Zasmidium cellare ATCC 36951 is the source of this 1320-nucleotide messenger RNA. RefSeq lists its product as uncharacterized. The transcript has a single exon. Bases 1 to 1320 code for a protein of 439 amino acids. The record is from RefSeq and is a predicted model, not a curated record. NCBI's taxonomy places the organism in Eukaryota, Fungi, Ascomycota, Dothideomycetes, Mycosphaerellales, Mycosphaerellaceae.
AUGGCGCAUCAACAGGCCAUGGAAGGCGAAAACUUGCAUGGCUCGGUUGGAUAUCCCGCUGAACAAAUGGACGGAUGGGACGAAACCUGGAAUAGAUCUCUACUCACAUAUGAACCUGUAUAUCUCGGCCAUCCCCACGAGCAGGCAGAAGAACAAGUCACUGAGCCGUUUCAUUGGCAAUACCCCAACUGGGCUCGACCAGGAUACCAACUCUAUUACUACAAGGGCUACGGCUACUUCGACCAUCCUCUAUACACGAGUCAAACACCAGACGGCCAGACGCUGCUCGCAAGCUAUGGCAAUGAGCAGCGCUUCAAGCAACCCCCUGUAGCCGCGCCUUCGGAGCCCACGCCGGCUCGUCCCAAGCAAGAAAUGGUCGAUGUCUACUUUGACGACGAGUUCCUGGAGGAGAUGCCACUGAGACUGCUCACUCGCUUCUCCGUUGUGGCGAGUGUUACGUUCUGGAAAACGAAAAAGAGUGGAGGUAGACGGGCGGAUGAGCAAUCGGACGAGAGAGAGAGUCCGACAAGUAAGAUGGUUGACUCGGUCAUGUCCGGUACAAUUCCAGUCCUCGAGAACACCACACCCACGGCGCCGAAGAAAUGGAGGGAUACCUCCCCUUCAGCUACAUCUGACUCCACAGUUUUCGACACAUGGUCGACUUCCCGCAGUAGAUCGGACACGAGGACGACAGAGUUGACCAUUCCCGAAGAGUUUGCGGACGAAUCCUAUGUUCCGGAUCACCCUGACGUCGAGGCUACUCCUCACGUUGGAGGUGGCAAAAGCGCAGCACGCCGUCGUCGUCGGCGGCGUGCUGCCGCCAAGAAAGGGAAGAAAGAGCUUCAUCUGGGUCUGAACGUCCGUGAGCUGCCCACUAAAGAGGUUGUUCUUGAAGCUAUCGCCUGGAUGAAGAGUAACGAAGAGCGACACGGAGACCAAACUCUGCCUUAUGGUCCCGAAGACCUCAGCAAGCUGGGUCUCGAGGACAUCGUCGAGCUGUAUCAAGUAGCGCUGGCCUUUGGCCUUCAACCAUGGCCGGGAAGACUGAAGAUGGAGCUCAACGAAAGGAUCUCCAGCACAUGCCUCGACUUCAAGACCUUUCGCGAUAUCACGAGAUGGCUCCCUUUUGCCGACUCGGGCGUGGCUCGGGCGAUCAAUCAAGUUUACUAUCACAUGCGUCGAGGCAGCUACACAGCCGCUGAAGCCGAAAUCUUCGAUAUGUACAUGUCAAGGCCUGGGAAUGAGCGUCUGCAGUCCAGGGCACACGAGCUUCACGUUGUACGCCAGCAGCCUUGGGAGCAGGAAAACAAUCCGUCUUGA